CUAGAGGUCAAGAGAUCGUUCGAUCACACACUGACCGAUCGAUCCCUGCGACUGCGUGCCUGCUCGAUCUGUGCCUAGCUCGGUCUAAGCAGAAGCAGGCAUGGUCACUAUGGGCAAGAAGGUAGACCAAGAACAGAGCUACUACAACGACUGGGCCCACAUCGACCACGGCGUCGACGCCGACGGCCGCGCGACGGAGCUGCGGCCGCUGGCGCUGUCGCGGCCGCACACUCAGGCGUUCCACCUCGCCUGGCUCUCCCUCUUCGCCUGCUUCUUCGCCGCCUUCGCCGCGCCGCCCAUCCUCCCGGCGCUGCGCCCGGCGCUCGUCCUCGCGCCCUCCGACGCCUCCGCGGCCGCCGUCGCCUCGCUCUCCGCGGCUCUCGUCGGCCGCCUCGCCAUGGGCGCCGCCUGCGACCUCCUCGGCCCGCGCCGGGCGUCCGGGGUCGCCAGCCUCGUCUGCGCGCUCGCGCUCGCCCUUGCCGCUGUCUACGCGUCCUCGCCCGCGGGCUUCGUCGCGCUGCGCUUCUGCGCGGGCCUCUCGCUCUCCAACUUCGUCGCCAACCAGCACUGGAUGUCCCGCAUCUUCGCGCCCUCCGGCGUCGGCCUGGCAAACGCCGUGGCCGCGGGCUGGGCCAACGUCGGCAGCGCGGCCGCGCAGGUCGUCAUGCCGCUCGCCUACGACCUCAUCGUGCUCCGCCUCGGCGUGCCCAUCACCGUCGCGUGGCGCGUGGCCUACCUUAUCCCGUGCGCAAUGCUCAUCACCACCGGCCUCGCCGUGCUCGCCUUCCCAUACGAUCUCCCGAGCGGCUGCGCCUAUGCUGGAGGCGGCAAAGGCGCCAAAGGGGAGGGCUUCUGGAAGGUGGUGCGCGGAGGAGUCUGCGACUAUCGGGCGUGGGUGCUGGCGCUCACCUACGGCUACUGCUACGGCGUGGAGCUCAUCAUGGAGAACGUGGCGGCCGACUUCUUCCGCAGGCGGUUCCGGCUGCCCAUGGAGGCCGCGGGCGCCGCCGCGGCGUGCUUCGGCGUGAUGAACACCGUGGCGCGGCCGGCGGGAGGGGUAGCGUCCGACGUGGUGGGAAGGCGUUUCGGUAUGCGGGGGAGGCUGUGGGCGCUCUGGGCCGUGCAAAGCACCGGCGCGGUGCUGUGCGUUCUGGUCGGCAGGAUGGGUGCCACGGAGGCUCCGUCGCUGGCGGCCACGAUGGCGGUGAUGGUGGCUUGCGGGGCGUUCGUGCAGGCCGCCUCGGGGCUUACCUUCGGCAUCGUUCCCUUCGUCUCCAAGAGGUAA
Molecule: messenger RNA, 1285 nt
Organism: Triticum aestivum (bread wheat)
Lineage: Eukaryota; Viridiplantae; Streptophyta; Magnoliopsida; Poales; Poaceae
Product: probable high-affinity nitrate transporter 2.4
Exons: 1
Coding region: 101-1285 (394 amino acids)
Biological process (GO): transmembrane transport
Molecular function (GO): nitrate transmembrane transporter activity
Source: RefSeq, a predicted model, not a curated record